AUGGGGAGACUGAAACAUCGAGGCGAAUGUGGAAGCCUCCAGCCUCACCUCGUCUCAAGUCUCCUGCCUCCAUCCUCCAGCCUCGCCUCAUCUCAAGUCUCCUGCCUCCAGCCUCCAGCCUCGCCUCGCAUCAAGUCUCUUGCCUCCAGCCUCCAACCUCGCCUCGCCUCAAGUCUCCUGCCUCCAGUCUCCUGCAGCCUCCAGCCUUGCCUCGCCUCGCCUCGAGCCUCCAGCCUCCAGCCUCACCUCACCUCCAGUCUCCUGCCUCCAGCCUCCAGCCUCGCCUUGCCACAAGUCUCCUGCCUCCAGCCUCCAGUCUCGCCUCACCUCACCUCAAGCCUCCAGCCUCGACUCAUCUCCUGCCUCCAGCCUCCACCCUCGUCUCGCCUGCAGUCUCCUGCCUCCAGCCUCCAGCCUCCAGCCUUGCCUCGCCUCCAGUCUCCUGCCUCCAGCCUCCAGCCUCACCUCACCUCAAGCCUCCAGCCUCGCCUCACCUCAAGUCUCCUGACUCCAGCUUCCAGCCUCGCCUCGCCUCCAGCCUCCAGCCUCCAGCCUCACCUCGCCUCGUCUCCUGCCUCCAGCCUCGCCUCACCUCGUCUCCUGCCUCCAGCCUCCAGCCUCGCCUCACCUCGUCUCCUGUCUCCAGCCUCCAGACUCGCCUCGCCUCACCUCAAGUCUCCUGCCUCCAACCUCGCCUCGCCUCGCAUCAAGUCUCCUGCCUCCAGCCUUGCCUCACUUCAUGUCUCCUGCCUCCAGCCUCCAGCCUCGCCUCAAGUCUCCUGCAGCCUUCAGCCUCCAGCCUCGCCUCGCCUCAAAUCUCCUGCCUCCAGCCUCCAGCCUCACCUCGCCUCGCCUCAUCUCCUGCAGCCUCCAGCCUCCAGCCUCGCCUCGCCUCAAAUCUCCUGCCUCCAGCCUCCAGCCUCACCUCGCCUCGCCUCAUCUCCUGCAGCCUCCAGCCUCCAGCCUCGCCUCGCCUCGCCUCAUCUCCUGCAGCCUCCAUCCUCCAGCCUCGCCUCGCCUCAAGUCUCUAAGACUCCAUUCUCCAGCCUCGCCUCACCUCCAGCAUCCAGCCUCCAGCAUCGCCUCGCCUCGCCUCAAGCCUCCAGCCUCGCCUCGCCUCGCAUCAAGUCUCCUGCCUCCAGCAUCGCCUCGCCUCGUCUCCUGCCUCCAGCCUCCAGCAUCGCCUCGCCUCGUCUCCUGCCUCCAGCCUCCAGCAUCGCCUCGCCUCGUCUCCUGCCUCCAGCCUCCAGCAUCGCCUCGCCUCGUCUCCUGCCUCCAGCCUCCAGCAUCGCCUCGCCUCGCCUCAAGUCUCCUGCCUCCAGCCUCCAGCCUCGCCUCACAUCAAUCCUCCAGCCUCCAGCCUCGCCUCACAUCAAGUCUCCUGCCUCCAGCCUCCAGCCUCGCCUCGUCUCCUGCCUCCAGCCUCCAGCAUCGCCUCGCCUCGCCUCAAGUCUCCUGCCUCCAGCCUCCAGCCUCGCCUCGCCUCAAGUCUCCUGCCUCCAGCCUCCAGCCUCACCUCUUCUCGCCUCGUCUCCUGCAGCCUCCUGCCUCCCGCCUCCAGCCUCGCCUCGCUUCAAGUCUCUAAGACUCCAGCCUCCAGCGUCGCCUCGCAUCAAGCCUCCUGCCUCCAGCCUCGCCUCGCAUCGUCUCCUGCUUCCAGCCUCCUGCCUCGCCUCACAUCAAGUCUCCUGCCUCCAGCCUCCAGCCUCGCCUCACAUCAAGUCUCCUGCCUCCAGCCUCCAGCUUUGCCUCAAGCCUCAUGCCUCCAGCCUCCAGCCUCCAGCCUCACCUCACAUCAAGUCUCCUGCCUCCAGCCUCCAGCUUUGCCUCAAGCCUCAUGCCUCCUGACUCCAACCUCCAGCCUCACCUCACAUCAAGUCUCCUGCCUCCAGCCUCCAGCCUCACCUCACAUCAAGUCUCCUGCCUCCAGCCUCCAGCCUCGCCUCACAUCAAGUCUCCUGCCUCCAGCCUCCAGCUUUGCCUCAAACCUCAUGCCUCCAGCCUCCAUCCUCGCCUCGCCUGAAGGCUGCUGCCUCCAGCCUCCAGCCUCGUCUUGCCUCAUGUCUCCUGACUCCAGCCUCCAGCCUCCGCCCUCGCCUCGCCUCAAAUCUCCUGCCUCCAGCCUCCAUCCUCGCCUUGCCUCAAGUCUCCUGCCUCCAGCCUCGCCUCACCUCGCCUCAAGUCUCCUGCCUCCAGCCUCCACCCUCGCCUCACCUCGUCUCCUGCCUCCAGCCUCCAGCCUCGCCUCGCAUCAAAUCUCCUGCCUCCAGCCCCGCCUCACUUCGUCUCCUGCCUCCAGCCUCGCCUCGCCUCAAGUCUCCUGCCUCCAGCCUCGCCUCGCCUCAAGUCUCCUGCCUCCAGCCUCCAGCCUCGCCUUGCCUCAAGAAUCCUGCCUCCAGCCUCGCCUCGCCUCGCCUCAAGUCUCCUGCCUCCAGCCUCCAGCCUUGCCUCACAUCAAGUCUCCUGCCUCCAGCCUCCAGCCUCGCCUCGCAUCAAAUCUCCUGCCUCCAGCCUCCAGCCUCGCCUCACUUCGUCUCCAGCCUCCAGCCUCGCCUCGCCUCAAGUCUCCUGCCUCCAGCCUCCAGCCUCGCCUCGCCUCAAGACUCCAGCCUCCUGCCUAGCCUGAAGCCUGAAGACUCCAGCCUCUAGCCUCUUGCCAAGCCAGGACAAGUGUCUAGCCUCUAGCUUCUUGCCAAGACAUGUCUCUACCCUCUACCCUCUUGCCAAGCCAAGCCAUGUCUCUAUCCUCUAGCCUAUUGCCAAUCCAAGCCAAGUCUCUAGCCUCAAGCCUCAAGCCUCAAGCCUCCUGCCUCCUGCCAAGCCUCGUCCUUGCCUAGUUCUGGGGUCCGAGCCAGAGGCAAGACCCAGGUACUGGGUCCUUGUCCAGUCUCUGGCUUGGAGUCUAUCCUGCCUCCUGCCUAGCCUGAAGCCUGAAGACUCCAGCCUCUGGCGUCUAGCCUCUUGCCAAGCCAAGCCAAGUGUCUGGCCUCUAGCCUCUUGCCAAGCCAGGCCAAGUCUCUACUGUGACAACAGACCAAAUUAUUAGAAGAUUGAUGCCGAUAAGAGGACAAUGGGGGAACAUUCAAAAUGCUAAUAUGAGAGAGAUGACAGAGAUUACCGAAAGGAGACACAAUUCCGAGUAUUGUCAGAGACCGGUUGCUUUGAACCCGAACUGUGUGAAGUUUGAUGGACAGGCGAUACCCCAGCAGGGGGAUAAAAGGAACAGGUUCGCUAAGGCACGACACACACCACGAGGUAACGAGAACCUGGAAGCGGUGUGCCCCCAACAAGUUGGUGGGAGUUUUGGAGGUCUGGUCGCGGGACCAGCCAUAGACGCACAGGGUGGAAAGAUAUGGUCGGGCGGGAACCUGCUGUGUGUGUGUCCGCCCUAGCCUGGGUGCCGGGUUCACUGCAGAGGAACGAUCGUAUCUGGAAUGGAGGGGUCACAGUCAGUGACCUCAGAAGACAUUACAAAGGGCUCGCCUGAAAGCUAACUGCAAGGAAUAUCGAAGAGACCGUUGUGCGUGAAAAUCCCAGGAGAUCAGCGGUUUCUGAGAUUACUCGAAC
Mobula hypostoma (lesser devil ray) is the source of this 3567-nucleotide messenger RNA. Its product is annotated as proline-rich protein 36-like. The coding region runs from base 1 to 1848 and encodes 615 amino acids. Lineage: Eukaryota; Metazoa; Chordata; Chondrichthyes; Myliobatiformes; Myliobatidae. The transcript is spliced from 3 exons. The record is from RefSeq and is a predicted model, not a curated record.